AUGUUCCCGAACGCUUCGAACGGCAUUCGGGCUGCAGCUGCAUCUUCGGAUCCGCUGGACUUUACCGACAGUAGCGACGUCGAUGACAUCGGCGCCCUGACACACGAAGAGCUACGAAAACUGCUAGCAUUCACAUCUUCACCGCCAGCGUUCUUAUCUUCGCCACCACUCAUGUCUCGUCACAUCCCUGUACAGGCCGAUCCCAUGAGUGCCAGAACCUAUUCCAAGCACAAGGUUGCCCCGCCACUGCACAGUGUUGCGGCACAAGGAGGCAUACCAGUCCAUGUCGUCGUCGAAGUUGGCCCCGAACGCAAGGCAUACCAUGUUCAGAAGGCAUUCUUGACACACCACUCCGACUACUUCCGCAAGGCACUCAGUGGUACCUGGACGGAAGCCAAGGACGGAGUCGUAAGUCUGGACGAUAUUGAGCCCGCUGUCUUCAACCUAUUCCUGGAGUGGAUGUACACCCAACAGGUUCCCGUUAUUUGGGGCGACUACACCCGUAUCAUGGACCGAUCAUUCACGCCCCUAGACAUGUGCAAGAUCAAGUUGUACGUGUUCGCCGACCGGUUUGCAGUGCCUGUAUUACGAACAGCUAUGAAUCGGCAGAUAGUCCAGGACUCUGACGCUGGUCCUCCAGUGGAGUUGGGCUACAGAUCGAUCAUAUACGCCUUUGAGAAUCUUCCACCAUCCGACCCACUGCUGGACCUGUUCGUGGACCGACAUUACGUGGAAUGGAGUGGGUACAAGGUUCUGAUGCUUCAACUACCGCAUGAUUUCUUACUACGUUUCUUCGAGAGGUUACCAUGA
This is a messenger RNA of Alternaria conjuncta, 810 nucleotides long. RefSeq lists its product as uncharacterized. Lineage: Eukaryota; Fungi; Ascomycota; Dothideomycetes; Pleosporales; Pleosporaceae. Gene Ontology annotation, molecular function: protein binding. The coding region runs from base 1 to 810 and encodes 269 amino acids. The record is from RefSeq and is a predicted model, not a curated record. The transcript is spliced from 3 exons.